AUGGAGGAAACUCUAUUCGAUGAGAUCCUCCACGAGAUAUUCACAAGACUGCCAUCAUCGCCUCCUUCAUCUUCGUUACAUUCUUUCGAAUCCGUUCCUCUAGUCUCCAAACGAUGGCUUCGUCUCUACAGAGCUUCGAAGACGUCCAUGUCCUUACGAAUCAAUCCUUUCGACAGCUCAGUAAUUACCCUUUUGCCCUCUAUCCUCCACAACUACCCUUCUCUCUCUUCCCUCUCUCUCGUCUGGUUCAUCUUUGACCCCGAAAUCCCGAUCCCAAUUCGCUCGGCUUCCGAUAAAUCGACGGCGGAAUCGAGUCUCAACGAUCGUCUCAUCUCGAUCGUCUCUUCUUGCUGCCUCAAUCUCCGAAACCUCAGUUUCUUGGUCAACCCAGUUUCUCCAUCCUCCUUGCUUCCUCUCUCCACUUCCUUAUCUCUCACUUCUCUCUCUCUCAAAUUGUUGGGACCUGUUUCUUUCUACUGGGUUGCUUCGUUUCCGUCUCUCAAGGAACUAUCGAUCGAUGUUUGCUCAUCAAACUCCUCGAACUCCGGGUCAAACCCGAACCCGGAAGUCGUCGAAUUGGGUUUGGAGUCGGUUUCUUUAACCGGAAUCCAAUCAGACGUUAUCGGAGUUAGCUGGUUAUGGAAGAGAUGCAGAAAGCUGAAGAAGCUGAGUCUCAAAUCAUGUGGAACCAUUGGAGAAACCGAGUUUUUCGGUUUGUGUUUAAAGAAUCUCGAAGAGAUUGAGCUUAGGACAUGUAGGAGUAUAGCUGAUGUGGUUCUGCUGAAAGUUUCAGAGAUUUGUGAAUCUCUUAAGUCUCUGUUGAUCUACGAUGGUGGGAACAAAGAUGGAUUGGUUCAUUUCAUGAACAAUUCAAGAUGCAACGAUACUUUAAAGAAACUGGAUUUGCGUCUACCUAUGGAUUUGACCGACGAGCAUCUCGUCUCUCUCGCUAAGAAUUUCAAAUCUUUAUCUACUAUUAGGCUUACCAGCUGUUACUUUGUGACUGGUCAUAGUCUAAAGGUGUUAGCUUCAAGCUUUAGCUCGAGUCUUGAAGAGCUUUCUCUGCGUAGCUGCGACGCGGUUGAGAGAGAAACGGGUUUGUUGGCGACGUUAGGACAGCAUCUGGGGAGGUUAAGGAAACUGGAGCUGCCGUUUAACGAGUGUUUAUCGGAUAAAGAAGUCGUUUCGAUGUUAGCUUCUUGCAACGGCUUGAUCGAGUUGGAUUUGAGAGGGUGUAAGAGUUUGACAGGUUCAGUGUUGGUUUCUCUGAACAAAAGCUGUGUGAAGCUGAGGAAUUUAGACAUUGUGAGCUGUGGAUUGGUUCAGGGUGAUGAAGUGGAGGCUUUUGUUCUGAAAUCACAAUGCUUGAAGAAGAUUGUGGUUGAAGAGAAGAAGGUUACAGAGGAUGCAAUGAGAUGGGCUUCGAGUAAGUUAAUUGAAGUUGUUGCUGUUGGUUCAGAUCUUCCUUGGUAA
This is a messenger RNA of Thlaspi arvense, 1473 nucleotides long. NCBI's taxonomy places the organism in Eukaryota, Viridiplantae, Streptophyta, Magnoliopsida, Brassicales, Brassicaceae. The record is from the annotation of a GenBank genome assembly.